UGGUCUCGGCCGCAGAAGCGAGAUGACGAAGGGAACGUCAUCGUUGGGAAAGCGUCGCAAUAAGACGCACACAUUGUGCCGCCGCUGUGGCUCUAAGGCCUACCACCUUCAGAAGUCGACCUGUGGCAAAUGUGGCUACCCUGCCAAGUGCAAGAGAAAGUAUAACUGGAGUGCCAAGGCUAAAAGACGAAAUACCACCAGAACUGGUCGAAUGAGGCACCUAAAAAUUGUAUACUGCAGAUUCAGGCAUGGAUUCCGUGAAGGAACAACACCUAAACCCAAGAGGGCAGCUGUUGCAGCAUCCAGUUCAUCUUAAGAAUGUCAACAA
Messenger RNA from Symphalangus syndactylus (siamang), 328 nucleotides. Its product is annotated as large ribosomal subunit protein eL37-like. Gene Ontology annotation, molecular function: RNA binding; structural constituent of ribosome. Lineage: Eukaryota; Metazoa; Chordata; Mammalia; Primates; Hylobatidae. Gene Ontology annotation, biological process: translation. Gene Ontology annotation, cellular component: cytosolic large ribosomal subunit; ribosome. The record is from RefSeq and is a predicted model, not a curated record.